AUGCGUACUUUCUUAGAACUUUCAAAUGUUUGCUUUGAAGGUAAGCAGGAAUUCUGCGAUUAUGUAUUCAAUUAUAACAGCAUUGAUUACUGCUACAGUAUCCACUACGUCAACGCAGGGAAGUACCCCGACUAUGAAAUUUUCAAGAAUAUGGAAACUGUUGACCAGCUGCUCUGCCAACCCGAUGAGAACAGUGCGCGGCCAGUUUUCUCCAGUGUGACGUUUCGGAACGAAGCCGAAUUCCAUUUUGUCACAAAUGUUUAUCGAAGUUUUGAUCGUUUUCUAAAUAAUGGUCGAGGUUUACCAUUGUUGAUUGGCCUGACGUUUAAGAAUAAAACAUUCAAAUGGGCCGAUGAAUCGCCGUUUAAGUAUACCGAUUUUUUGGAUGCAAAAUACACUACUACAUUAUGGGAACCCGACAGAACUAGGUGUUUUCGCUUCUUCCUUUAUCAACCACCAACAAGUUUUGAUCGUUUUCUAAAUAAUGGUCGAGGUUUACCACUGUUGAUUGGCCUGACGUUUAAGAAUAAAACAUUCAAAUGGGCUGAUGAAUCGCCGUUUAAGUAUACUGAUUUUUUGGAUGCAAAAUACACUACUACAUUAUGGGAACCCGACAGAACUAGGUGUUUUCGCUUCUUCCUUUAUCAACCACCAACA
Gongylonema pulchrum is the source of this 657-nucleotide messenger RNA. Lineage: Eukaryota; Metazoa; Nematoda; Chromadorea; Rhabditida; Gongylonematidae. The record is from the annotation of a GenBank genome assembly.